Drosophila persimilis is the source of this 2633-nucleotide messenger RNA. RefSeq lists its product as uncharacterized. The record is from RefSeq and is a predicted model, not a curated record. The transcript is spliced from 5 exons. Bases 156 to 2633 code for a protein of 825 amino acids. NCBI's taxonomy places the organism in Eukaryota, Metazoa, Arthropoda, Insecta, Diptera, Drosophilidae. Gene Ontology annotation, molecular function: protein binding; DNA binding.
UGUCUCUCUCCGGUUCCUCGAAUCCACUUUCACGAAAACGCCCAAGGUCGUCAAUCAAAACUAAGGAUCACGACGACCUUUCGAAAAACAAGAAGAAGAAUCGUGGGCCACCACCAAGACUCAUCUGCGCGGAUGACGACGAUCCAGAGGAAGUGAUGGCACCCGCGACGACCGAUCGACGCAAGAGUGUUUACUCGGAGACAGGCAAAAAGCCAAAGGCAAAUAUUUCCGACGAGCUCUAUCGCGUGCCGUUCAAAUAUGGCUGGACGCGGGAGGUGGUAACUCCAAGCCCCUUAACCAACAGCUCGAAUCACAUAUUCUACACAUCGCCCUCCGGCAAGAAGUGCCGAAAAAUUAGUGAAAUUAUACCAAUGCUGCAGGGGGAACUCACCAAAGAACAUUUUAUCUUCGGGACGCAUAUCCUGGGUGCCGAAGCCCAGUACGAGACGGUCCGCCAGGCCUUGAGUCGUGAAGAUCACCUUGCCGCCUUAAAGGAGCGCCGCAAAUCGACGGCGUCCGACAAAACAAAGGCUAAACAGAAACGUCGUCAGACGAUCGGAGCCGAGUCCCAUUCAAAGCCCCAGGCAGAAGCUGGCACAGCGGCGUUUGGCAAACGUCUCAAAUCGAUUGACGAUUUUCUGUCGAUGGCAGACGAAUCUAUGACACUUCUGGCACUCAAGCCUGUGAAACCACUAGCACUCGAAGCUAUAAAACCUCUGGCAGCCAAAGUGGUGGAAGCCCCUGUAAUGGGCAAACGCGUACCUAAGCCGAAGUUGCCGAAGGGCGCCACCUCUGUCCCUGAGGGUUGGACCGCCACCAUGGCCGUCAAGGGUAAUGCGCGCCUCCUUGCCGCCGCCAUAAAUGGGAACGCCAGAGCUGCUGCAUCGUCGACCGUAACCGCCAGUUCAUGCGCCGCCCCAGUGCGCCAGGAAACGCGCGAGACCUGUGGAUUCUGCCUAAAGCUAAUCGAGGGAAGCGUCUGCCAGAGCUGCGUGCAGUCGGCGGAGAGUGUGGAUGCUGUUCCCCUGAUGGCUGCAUAUGGGGAGCUACAGGACGGCGAGGGGGAAAGCGAGAAGAGCUACCAGGCGGGCACUGUUAGCAAUGGGCUGGACGACAUAAAAGUGCUCGAGCCGCCUGGCGAGAUGCCGCCGGCGGAGCUACUCAGCACAGACACAACCCCAGCUUCAACGCCAAUUAAUUUGUACACGCACCAAGAGGUCGUGGUCAUCAGCGGUCAGAAGGCGAUUUCCGCCGUUGCAGAGCCGGCUAUGACAAGCCAACAAAAAGUACUUGUCCCAAAUCCGCCGGACUUGACUAGUUACUAUGAAGUCUACGAUAAACGGAUUGCUGCACCCAAGCAAUCGUCGCCACCCGAUAACCCGUGGGAGCAGAUGUUUGGAAGCGGCUUCAAUUGCCGGUUCUUAACCAGCCUAAUGCAGACACUAAACCAGCAGGAUCGGGCCAAUUGCUCGGAAGUGUCCAAGCUGUGGCACUUGUGCUCCCGUGACGCUGAAGUAUGGAAAUCAGUUUCGCUUCGCGGCACAAAGGUCAACAAUUGGCCAGCUUUGGUGCGUGAGAUGGCACGCAACGGCACACGCGAACUCGACAUGAUGGGCGCGAUCAUACCCACUAGCGGUACCCUCGUCGCUGGGGACAUGCGCGUGCUGACGGAUAUGCGCUCGGUGCGCACCGAUCAUACGAAAGCUGACUUCCUGCACCAGAUCUUCCGUAGCUUGCCUCAACUUGAGAAGCUGAUGUGCACUUGCGUCAGCUCGUGCCUCAACAUGACCGACAUCGACAAGAUCGAAAACCUGUAUGAGCUGCGCGUUCGCAUGACCGAUACGAAGGCAUCGAUCACCGGUCUGCCCCUCGUAGGCAAACUGACGCACCUGCACGUCCUGAGCCUGCGCGGCGUUAAGAAUUUUGGUAGCUUGCUGUUUCUAAAGGAUCUACCCAAUCUGGAGACUCUGAUUCUGGGCUACUGCCAGAGCAUGCACCGGCUCCAGCUGGGCAACGAGAUGCUCCCGACACUCACGAAAUUGCAGAUGUUCCGCAUAGAAACGGACCAAAGGAAGAAGACUUUGUUCCCAGUCGACGAGAUCAUGAGGGGACUCGCCCAAGCCGGGGGCAUCCGUCGCCUCGAGCUGGUCAACGUGGAUUUGGACGGGAACUUUUGCGAUCUGCUGGCCCAGUGUCCCACGGUGGAAGAGCUGCUGCUGAUCCCCAAAUGCCAGACCAACUCGGCCCUCAUGAUGCGCGCCGUAAUGGAUAUCAGCAAAAAUGGAAAUCAGCUAAAGCUCUUUAAAUUGGUGCUCGUCACCCAGCUGCUCACCGCAACGAGCGCCUUGGUCGGCAAUCCCGAUGUGCCCAUGGUCCCCGUAGUCCGUCCUGUGCCCGGUAUACCGCUCAACGAUCCCUUGAACAUCUGCUCGGAUGAAUGUCAUCAGCAGGGGCAUUCCAUGUGUGUGGCCGUUUUGCCCUUCGAACGUUUGAAAGCUAUAAUGGCAGAGAUGAUGCCGUAUUCGUCUCUGUCUGUAGUCACCACGGCCAUGAUGGACACACCUUCAAUCCAGCUUGAGCGUCUUCCUCCCGAUGCUGCGGUCCCGAAACCAACAUUGAUCCUGAACUUUUGA